Molecule: messenger RNA, 663 nt
Organism: Pseudozyma flocculosa PF-1
Lineage: Eukaryota; Fungi; Basidiomycota; Ustilaginomycetes; Ustilaginales; Ustilaginaceae
Exons: 4
Coding region: 1-663 (220 amino acids)
Molecular function (GO): DNA binding; cyanate hydratase activity
Source: RefSeq, a predicted model, not a curated record
AUGCUGCAGCGUUCUUCCAGCAUCCUCCUUCCCCUCGUCCGCACCGCCCUCUUCCGUCCAGUCGUCAUCGCAUCCUCAUCGCCUCUACUCUGCCUCGCCCCAGCCAUCGCUCCCACCACCACCACCACCGCCACCACCACCACCAGGAUGGCAUCGUCCUCGUCCGCGUCCUCCUCGUCGGCCUCGGCCGUCGGUCAGAAGCCCAAGAUCCUCUCGUCGCUCCCGCCCAUCUACUCGAUGCUCCACGAGGCAAAGGCCAAGUCGGGCCUCAGCUUUGAAAAGCUCGCGCAGGCCAUGGGCAGGGACGAGUGGUACGUCGCCGCCAUCUUCUACGGCCAGGCCAAACCCGCACCCGAGGACCUCGAAAAGCUCAGCAACACCCUCGACCUACGCACAGAGUACCUCGUAGACGCCCUCGGCGACGGCUUCUUCCCGCACAGGGGGCUCGGAGAGUUCCCGCCCCAAGACCCGGUCCUCUACCGCCUCUACGAGGUGCUCGUCGUCUACGGCUACCCGCUCAAGCACAUGAUCCACGAAAAGUUCGGCGACGGCAUCAUGAGCGCAAUCGACUUCGAGGGACACGUCGACAAGAUCGAGGACCCAAAGGGCGACCGCGUCAAGAUCACGCUCAACGGAAAGUUCCUGCCGUACCGCCGAUGGUGA